Biomphalaria glabrata is the source of this 1822-nucleotide messenger RNA. RefSeq lists its product as uncharacterized. The record is from RefSeq and is a predicted model, not a curated record. The transcript has 7 exons. Gene Ontology annotation, cellular component: membrane. Bases 103 to 900 code for a protein of 265 amino acids. Lineage: Eukaryota; Metazoa; Mollusca; Gastropoda; Planorbidae.
GAUGAUGAUGAUGAUGUCGAUGGAGAGGUUGAAGAAGUGUUUGACAUCACCAAGACAACGAAGUACGUGGACAAGUUUCUCUUUAUCUGGCACACAUCAUUGAUGCUGGUCUGCCUCUUCUUGCUCAUAGUCGGCAUCGUCCUGCGGUUCCACUUCACCACGCUGGUCUUGAGCUCCGUCAAGGCGCACCCUUACUUUGAAGAGUACGAGAGAUUUGUGGCGUUCAAUUCGGCCCCGAGGGAGCUAGUCUUUGGUGACUUGACACAAACUCUCGGCAACGCACUGAUUGUAUUAAAUGGUGUUCAUAUUUUGUGUAUUAUGAUGUAUAUGAGUUUCCAAAUACACAAAAACCAUUUUACACUUCCGGUGGUGUGCAUCAUAUCCGGCGUGGUGGUCAUCAUGGAGAUCAACGCCACCAAUGUCUACAUGAGCGAGACCUCGGCCCAGAGCAAGGAAGCCAAGGAUAAUCUGGAGAGGAACAUCCGCAUGAUAUACAACGUGGAGGAUAGUACAGUGUUCUCCGUGACCCAUGACAUCAUAUCUGUUUGGGGUCAUUGCUGCGGAGUGACCAGUAUGUAUGACUUUCAGAACCACACGGGAUUAAAGUUCUCGGCCAAAACUGACAAAGAAAGAAAACCUAUUCAGUAUCCGCCCUCGUGUUGUAACCAGACGUUCUUUAGUUUGGGGGACAAGGCCAGAGACGCUGUCAAGAACUGCGCCUUUUCUGGCGAAGGCGUAUACUCGAUGGGCUGCUACACCAUGAUGUUUGAGUGGCUGAGCUACUACUGCAUCCUCUACGCUACAGUCAUCCUCUGGCAGCUGAUCGACAUCCUUGUGCACCUUAUCCUGUACAGGAAGAUGGUCACUUUAUUCAGAAAUUACACUGGUCAAAAAAAGUGACCUCAAGCUGACCUCAUCGAUGGCUAUUUAUAUACAUGUAUAUAUCAUAUAUAUUUUAUAUAUUUAGACAGUUGCCCAAUCAGCGCAGGCCCGAACCUAAGAAAUGUUGAGGCCCUGUGCUGGAUGGCAAAGGCGUGUCAGGGUAUAACGAGCUGUAAGGACCCCCCAUGAGAGUUCCGCUCUUGCAGAUCGUCAGAUCCUCCAGUCGGGUCUCGGCCGCCAUGUUUUAAGUUGCCGUGAGCAGAGGUCACUCCGUACCCGAGAUUUAGUCUCAUGCAGCACGGCCCAGAUGUCCGGCAGCGUACCUCAGGGUCCCUUUGUCCCCGCUCAAGACGAGACCCAGUUGUAUUGUUCUCAAGACCCCCUCCCCCCCCCCCGUACCUUAGAAACCUGUCGUCUUCUGUUAUAACCCCUUCCAUGUCCAUUUGUCGCAUUUUGAUUUGCAGACAUGUAUUCUAAGCCAGUGUUUCCCAAACUAUUUUCCACGGAACCUUAGUAUUCAGCGAGGCCCUGAAUAAGUGUUCCGCGAACUACUGGAAUAAUUAACUAAGUAGGCCACCACGUGACAGUAAGAGUAAGUCUGUAUAUAUUGUCCAAAUAAAGAGAAACGCAAGGCUCUUCAGACUUAAGGCCCAUUAGACAGGGUACUAAGUUUUGGUUUGCUCAGAGAGAGGCUAUAUACAUAUAUAAAGUCAAAUAUUGUGAGGAAAAGAUUUUACUAUUUGUGCAAUAUUGUAGCUAUAUUCUUUUUUAGCUCUACACAAGUUCAGAGGUCAGAGGUUAAUUUACUUCCCAUACUUCCCCCGCCUCCUAUCGCUAAUAUUAUGUUUUUUUUUCCUUGUUCGGAUACAUAUAAAUAUAUAGUGUUUGUGUUUAGUUUAAACUACUUGUUAUAAGUAUAAUUAAAAUAAUGUAAACAUAA